Molecule: messenger RNA, 8468 nt
Organism: Panthera uncia (snow leopard)
Lineage: Eukaryota; Metazoa; Chordata; Mammalia; Carnivora; Felidae
Gene: TRMT13
Product: tRNA methyltransferase 13 homolog
Exons: 11
Coding region: 97-1542 (481 amino acids)
Biological process (GO): tRNA methylation
Source: RefSeq, a predicted model, not a curated record
CGGUGGCCAUAUUUGUUAAGGGAAGAGGACCCAAGGGAAGCGGAGAACUUUUCUUCCCUUCGCCUAAUGUUUGCCAUUCCAAACGAACUCUGAAUUAUGGCGGCUUCUGCGUCGACCCCCCACACGACUGACUUUCCAGCUGAGGGUCGAUGCAGUUACUACGUAGAAAAGAAGAAGCGGUUCUGCAGGAUGGUGGUGGCAGCGGGGAAAAGGUUCUGUGGGGAACACGCUGGAGCCGCGGAGGAAGAAAAUGCUCGGAAGAGAAUUCUGUGUCCUUUAGAUCCAAAACACACAGUAUAUGAAGAUCAGCUAGCAAAACAUUUGAAAAAGUGUAACUCAAGAGAGAAACCAAAACCUGACUUCUUUAUUCAAGAUAUUAAUGCAGGCUUAAAAGAUGAAACAGAAAUACCUGAACAAUUAGUUCCAAUUUCUUCUCUCUCUGAAGAGCAGUUGGAAAACUUAAUUAAGAAAUUGCGGAAAGCAAGCGAAGGUUUGAACUCUACACUUAAAGAUCAAAUUAUGUCCCAUCCAGCAUUGCAUGAUGCCCUUAAUGACCCUAAAAAUGGUGAUUCUGCAACCAAACACCUGAAACAGCAGGCUUCUAUUUUAGGUAACAUUGAAAAAUUAAAGUUACUUGGUCCAAGAAGAUGUUUUGUUGAGUUUGGAGCAGGAAAAGGAAAAUUGUCUCAUUGGGUUGAUAUUGCCUUAAAAGAUGCUGAAAAAGUUCACUUCAUCCUAGUAGAAAAGGUGACCACGAGAUUCAAGGUAGAUGGCAAACACAGGAAGAAAAAUUCAGUGUUUGAGAGACUUCAAAUUGAUAUUCAGCACUUGUGUUUGAACAAGAUUCCUUUGCUAAGCAAAGAAAAACUACCCGUGGUAGGAAUUGGAAAGCAUCUGUGUGGUGUGGCAACAGAUCUUGCAUUACGAUGUUUGGUUGAAACCUAUGCUGCCAGUUGUGAGGAAAGGAAUGAAGAACCUUUAGCCAAACGCAGAAAGAAUGAUAAAACAGACAAAGAAAUUAACCCUUUGGCCAAGGAAGGAAAUGAGAAAAAUGUCCCAGAGAAGUGGACCCCUGUGGCUGGCAUUGUUAUUGCACUCUGUUGUCACCACAGGUGUGAUUGGAGACAUUAUGUGGGCAAAGAAUAUUUCAGGGCUCUAGGCCUUGGAGCAGUGGAUUUCCACUACUUCCAGCGAAUGAGUAGUUGGGCAACUUGUGGGAUGCGAAAAACAUCUUUGGAAGCCUCCAACGUGACCUCAAAGAGAAAAGAUAAGCACAGUGAUGACAGUGAAGAGCAUGACGAUGGGGGAUGCAGAAUCACGGACGACAGCACUGAGAGUUUGCCUGGGCUCCUUACUGUUGAAGAAAAGAAGAAAAUAGGGCAUCUUUGUAAAUUGCUGAUUGACCAAGGCCGAGUCGAGUAUUUACAGCAGAAAGGUUUCAGUCCUGCUUUACAGUAUUAUACAGAUCCUCUGGUGUCUUUGGAAAAUGUAUUGUUAACUGCUUUACCAAAUCAUUCUUCAUCACCAGAAACAAGUGCUUAAUGGAAAAGAAAUUUUGAACAUCUGUCUUCCACCAAAAAAAAUUUUUUCAAUUGUAUUUUUAUAUUCAUGAAAAUAUAAUUUACAUAUAAUGUGAACUUUAAAAAAUAUUGUAGCCUCAUUGAACUUUGGCAAUAGCUUUGAUUUUUACUUUAGAAGUCCAAACAUUGAGUUCACCAAAUUCCCAAAGUAAUUCUUUUCAGCAGGGCAUCUUGAGUUAUAUUAUCCGUCAGUAUCCAUAGAGAUUGGUAAAGUAGUUGAACAGUUGACUUGGUUAUCUGAAACACACAUAACAUAUCAGUACACAACCAGCACACUAACUUUCUAUUUGUAUUAAUUUUGGAAAUUUUUUUCCUUGAUUUUAUUCACUGCUCUUUAAUUCUCAAGUUCAAGAUGUAAUGAUCAAUCAUCAGUUCAUAACAAGGGCCAAUUUGAGAAUUUGGUUUAUGUAUGGAUUUUUUGUCCAUUUAGAUCUGGUAAGGAUAAUCAGUUGUGAUUUUUUUCUAAUGUAAACAAAUUCAGAGAUGUUCACAAUUAAUGAAUUCACCUUCCGACUUCCAGAGCCAUACCUGUAUUUAUGUAUUAGCUGCAUUUAUCCAUGACAAACAACAAAACUAAAGAGAUGUUUUCAAGGGAAAUAAGCUAUUUCACUUCAUUUUUUAAUUGAUUACCUAGUUAGAAUUUCCAAAAAGAUAAGAUAAACCUCAUUCACAAAUUAAAUUCAAAUUUGCAGAUAACUUCUGAAGUUAAUUAGCUAUCAUAUCUUUUAACAAGGACAGUUUUAUACAUAUAAGUACAGCUGUAAGUAUAUUCUCUCCUUUUGGGGAAAGUAAUUUGGAAUGAAGUGGAAAUUAGAUAAUGAAACCAAAAACAACUUCACAUUUAGGCCUCAUUUAACUCAUAAGCAGUUUCUAUGCACAAGCAGAUAUUAAACUGAACCUAUGGUAAGGACUGUUACUCUCUUCAUAUUAUUCUUGAAUUAUUUCUGCCUUUACUUGUAAAAAUUGUCUUAAUCAUUGGUACCUUUGCCAAGACAAAGAUCUGAAUUACUAAUUUUAGAUCCUAUAAUGAUAUUCUUAGGUAACUUUUUUAUCCUGUAAAUAGAUCUAUGAUUACAUGAAUUCUAAAUUAGAAGCCUAGCCCAUUUUUAAUCCCUGGCCUUUCUACUUUAAUCUCCUUUGUUUUCUGAGACUGCCUAGAUUCAGAUCCUACCCUACCACCUCAGGGUAUGAUCUUGAGCAACUGCUUAAUCUCUUUGUGCCUCAAUUUUCCUUUUAAAUGAGGGUGAAGAUAAUACUACUACCUACCUCAGGAGGUUGUUGUAACAAAUGAGAUAACGUAUGUAAAAUGCUUAGAACAGUUCCAAGCACAAUGUAAAUACUCAAUAAAUAUUAAGUGUUAUAGUACUAAUUCACAAAUCUAUUUUUAAUAACAAUAGGCAGGGUUGGUCUUAUUAUUUCUGCUUAAGUUGUAACCUUUUUUCUCUUUUAUAAUUUUUAUGCAAAUAUUGUUAAAGUAAGGUAGUUGGAUUAUUUCUAAAGUUAAUUACUCAUCCUCCCAAACAAAAGAACAUAAAUGAAAGUAAUACAUCAUUCAAUAAUUUACAUGAAUUUACUGGAUCAGGGAAUGCUAAUUUGUGUCUUACAAUCUGUUUUGCAUCAUUGAACAAUUUAUGCCGAGAAAUAAAAAAUAUUCUACAACAGGCAUAAUCUCAACUAUGUUUCAUAAAACAUACAUACACACACAUAAGAGUUAUGCUGAUAACAGCCCUGUGCCCAUUUAACUUAAUGAUAUGUUUCUGACAAUGGUUCCAAGUACUUUAUGCGCAGGUAAGGUUGUCGUUACACAAGCUAUAAGUGGAGAUUGUUGUUUUCCUUGACCUUGUUUAUUUCCCUUACUACAAUAUCCUAAGGAAGUGACUAUGUGGGAUAUGUAUAUUGGUAUCCCUUGACCUGCUGAAUUUGCAGGGUCAGCAAACCCCUUCAGGAGCUUUAGAUGGAUCUACACAACUGCCUCUUCCUGCAUGUCCCACAACCAUGUCCAAUUUACUUCUCUUCCACUUCUACCACCAAACAGCUUCUACACUUCAUUUCCCCAUCUCAGCAUCACCAUCCAUCCGGUUGCUCUAACCAAAAACAGAUUAAUCUUGGAGUCUUCUCUUUCUCAUCAUUCAGUCAUCUGUUCUGUCCCCUAUCUGUCUUACAUAAUUAUACCCCAAACUAAGCCCCAAACUAUAACUUUACUUAUCUUCCUCCAAUCUAUUUUCUGUGCUAUCGUUUCUAUGACUUGCUGUCACAGAUCAGAUGACCAUUUCCUAACAUCCUCCACUGGAUGUUGGUAAAAAUGAUUUCUUCUAGCUAAAAAACUCAUUUGUUUGCUUGGAUUACACUUAUUCUCCAAAGUAACUAUCUGAAGAUAAAUUUAACCUUUUGAUUCAAAAACUUCACAUUUAAAACAAAAAAAUUUCACAUUUUAGUGAAUUAUAAAACCAUGAUUUAUAUUACUCUAGUUUCAAUGUUUUUAUUAACAGAAUUGUUUCUUUGGCUUCUUCUAAUCUUGGUUUAAGUUAAAGGCUUUAGUUAAGUGAUUUAAUUCUUAAUUAUCAGAGACUAAGUGAUUGAAAUUUAUAUAUCAAAACCUCACAUUUUAACUAUUGGUUAAAAUCUCUGUUCUCUUAAUAGUCAUCCCUAGGCAGAAUAUUGUGUUGCUAUUUGUGGAUUGUAGAAAGAAAAAAGAAAUGACAGGGAAGGUAGUGUUCAUGAGUACACAGAAAUAUAUAAUAAACUGAUAGAAUUAGGUAGUGAAGAUUUAAAGACGCACGUCUUCAUUCAUCUGGUUGUGCUUCAAGUGCUUAGCCAAAGAAAUUUGUUUCCUGUCUCUACUUGAAAAAUUUUCUGUAUAUUUACAAUUUCUCUCCAAGCCUUUAUCAAAAUUGUGAACAGAUUCGAAUUUCAUUUUUUUCCCUCCCACAAUAUAUAUAUAUUUUUUUAAAUAUUUAUUUUUGAGAGAGAGAGCAUGAGCAGGGGAGGGGCAGAGAGAGAGAGGCAGAGGAUCCAAAGCAGGCUCCAUGCUGACAGCAGAGAGCCCAAUGCGGGGCUCAAACUCACAAACCAAGAAAUCAUGGCCUGAGCUAAAGCCAGAUGCUUAACCGACUGAGCCACCCAGGGGCCCCUCCUUCCGCAAUAUUGACCAAGAGACAAAAUUUGACGGAAAAGGUAAGAUGUAAUGAGAAAUCUAUAAAGGAACUUAUAUAUAUACACAUUCUUCUACCAAAUAUUUGUCUUGUGUUAUAAAGAAAUCUCAUACCUGCUCUUCUCCGUGACUCCUGUAUAUAUAUAUGCAUAAACUGAAGGCCAAAUAAUUCCCGUUCCUCUUCUUCAUCUAUGCUUUCACUAGGAGGAAGUGUUACUUCCAAUUUCAGUGGGUUGUCUCUGAAGUUGACAAACCUAGCAGUUCACCAAAAAACAGUAUUUUUAUAGGUGCCAUAGAAGUGAACAUUUAUUUCCCUAGCAAAAGAUCAAAUGAUAAUAUGGUAAAUUAAAAAAAAAAAAAGUUUCAAUAACCAGACAUCGUGGUGAGAUGUGAUAAGUCCUAAGAAUCUUUUAAGUUUCUUUUCUAGAAGGAAGAAACCCUAGCUUUAGACAACUUAUUUUCAAAGCUUAUAGAAGCAACUGUUAGUUCCUACCAUAUAUUUAAUGUGGAACAGUUCAACUUCCCAGAGCAAUUCCAGGGCAUCUCAAACAUACAAUUAAUGCUAUGAAAUUAAAGUUUCUGUGUAUGUGUGUGUGUGUAUGUAUUUUUUUUUUUAACGUUUAUUUAUUUUUGAGAGAUAGAGCAUGAGCAGGGAAGGGGCAGAGAGAGGGAGACACAAAAUCCAAAGCAGGCUCCAGACUCAGCUGUUAGCACAGAGCCUGACUCAGGGCUCGAAUUCACAAACUGUGAGAUCAUGACCUGAGCAGAAGUUGGACACUCAACUGACUGAGCCACCCAGGCGCCCCUUAGUUUCUGUAUAUUUUACAGACUUACUUGUGUCUUAUUUAUCAUUGUAUCUUCACCAUCAAUUACAUGACCCAGUAGCUGCUGAAUUGAUGAAUGAAUGAAUGAAUGAAUGAAUGUAUGAAUGACUUUGUUUUGGAAAUUGUAGGAUUUGAUGUGAAUUUGCAUGUCUUACAUUCUCUGUUAGGAAAUUAAAUUUUGGAAGUAAGACACUUGAGGGAGUUCUGAGAGUAAUUAACUUACCAAUUUACUCUAUAACAUGGUUACCUGUGUCCAUAGUAGUCUUUUAGAAGGAAAAUAAGCACUAUUUUUAUACCUUUUGCUUUUAUUUGUAGAUGAGGUUUGUUAGCAGUUACAAAGCGAUUUUCAUAAAAAUGUCACCAACAGAGGGUAUUCCUUAAAGCUGAUAAUGCCAGUUUGACUUUUGUUUCAAGGAUUCUUUCUUGAAUAAUUUUAACCAGUGUUAUAUGAAUCCUACUUAUGUGAUUAUAGAAUUUCAAAGUUGGAAAAAAUUUUUAAAUAUAUUCAUUCAUAUGAAUGAGAACUCAAAUCUAUUCAUAAAAUUGCUCUAUAUUACUGUGUUCUGCAACCAGAAAGGAACAUGUCACUUUUGGGUCUACAACUUUUACCUCAGAUUGGUCAUCUCUUCCAUGCACACUGGAAUAUCUUGCAGUUUAUUGUUGCUGAGAACAAGAGUACCCAGGUUUUUCAUAUUGCUGAUUGUUUCUGGCAAGCAUGUUAUUUCAUUCCGUUGCAGCCAUAAUGUGUGUAGAGUUUGCAUUCUGAUGAAUUAAAAGAGGUUUCUGUGAUUAAUCCAUACAUAAUAUGAAAACCCUGAUUCUUAACCUAAAAUCAAAGAAAGGUAAUCUUUUAUAACAUCUCCUUUAACCAGUAUAUCAGUUAACUGGUUUCACAUUACCUGAUUAGGGAAACUGCAUCAGAGUCAAUCCCUACCUACACUACAGUUCUCGCAUGUGGUGGUAGAAGAGAAACCAAUGUAUUUUAGUGAAUUCUUCACUAUUUGCAUAGGAUUUCUUAAAGAACUGCUGUAAAUGUUAUCUAAUCUGAAUUAGAGUGUUAGGAGAAAAAUCAGAAAUUAUUAAUAUGCCCAGUUAGGGCAAGACAAGUAUGCAUAACAGACUCUGGGCCAGGCUGCCUACAUUCAAAACCUAGACUGCACACUUACACUGUGAUCUUGAGCAAUUUAACAUCUCCACAUGAGUUUCCUCACACAUUCGUAAAGUGCACAGAGUGCCUGGCAUGCACUAAAUAAUGUUAUUGUUUGCCAUAUUCAUGUCAAUAUGGUCACGUCAGAUAGCCAGUUUUUCUCUCCCCAAACCCUUAGGCUUAUUUAAGUAAAUGAAAAUAUUCGGUUAAAAAGUAGCAUAUUAGUACUACGUGGAUCUAUUGUGAUUGAUUAGGUAGGGUCCCCUUUGUUUUGUCUAUUAUUUCUUAUUUAUUACGGAUGGCUUCAACACAUCCAAUAGCAUAGAAAAUUAUUUUACCUUUCUAUAGUAUCAGGAAGUUGUUCAAGUCUGUUGCUUCCCAUGUCGAGCCACUCAAGAGCAGGCAUGUUCAACACAGCAGGAGGGAUUGUAGUAAAGUGAUUCAUACUCAAAUCAAGGUGAGUAAGCUUUAACAAAUUGCUAAGCUGAAGAGGAAAGCAAAAUUUUUCAAAGUGAAUGUCCACAACGUAAAGUACUAGAACACUCACAUUGCUAAAGGAGAUACUUCACAUCAAGGAACGUUCAGAUUACACUUGGGCUUUAUUUAGUCCUAGUAGUCCACAAUAAAAUAAAUUAAUUUUGAAAUAAAAAUAAAGCUAAAAAACCUCCAGAUAAAUUAAAAACUUGUAUAGAAAGUUCAUCUAUUCCAAGAAAACUUAUCUUCCAAAUACCCAAGUUCCAGGGUUUGCAGAACCUGCUUGUGUUUUCCUUUCAUCCUGUAUCUGAGAUUUGUAUGGGAAAACCCAAACUUCAAAAUAUUAUUAUCUUUAUUGAGCCUUCUUUUUUGCGCCUGAUGCUUUACAUGCGUUAUCUCAAUCACAGGAUUUACCGUUUGGUAAUUCUAUUUUUUAAAUGAAAAACAUCAAUAAAAAUGUAUUAAGAAUAAUAUAUCAAACACCAGCAUGCUCAGCUUAAGAAAGAAAAUAUAGAGGUGCCUGGGUGGCUCAGUCAGUUAAGCGACUGACUCUUGAUUUCAGCUCAGGUCAUGAUCCCGCUGGUUCAUGAGAUUGAGCCUAGCAUCAGGCUCCAUGCUGUUGGCACGGAGCUUGCUCAGGAUUCUCUCUCAUCUUUGCCCCUCCCCCUGCACAUGCACGCUCUCUCUCUCAAACUUAAAAAUAUAUAUAUACUGAUAUGACUGCCUCCUGUGUACUCCUCCCUUCUUCCUUUCCAGAGGGAACCCUUCUCCUGAAUUUGGUAUUUAAUAUUCCUGCAUAUGUUUUUUUUGUUUUUAUUACUAUAUACAAAUAUGUUUUCUAUAUAUUUCUCUAUUAUUACUAUUAUAUAUGUUUUCACAAAGUUUAAUAUUUUUAUUUGAAGAUUUUGAUAGUGUACUUCUCUUUAACUUGCCUUUUUCUCUCAACAUCAGUAUCUCAAUGUAUUCAUGAUGCUUAUAGCAUUAGUUUAUUCAUCAGCUUUAUAAGAUGAAUAUCGUAUUUCUAUUUUAUGGACAAAAUGGGUGAGAGAGGCCAUGCAACUGGAAAUGAUGGGUGAUGUGCACUCAAGUUUUCAUGGACCUAAGGCCACAAACCUCUUGCCAUAUAACGCUGUAGUGAAAGUUUCAAAAUGUGAGUAAAAAUUUAGUUAACUUUUCCAAAAAACUUUCCAUUUAUCUAGGCAAGUUCUGUUUUAUUUUUAUCUCCGGGAAUGUUGAGAUUCCUUCCACAAUUUUAACACCAAAAAAAAAAAAAAAAAAAAAAAAAAGAAACA